AUGCCUGGAGUGUUGCGGGCGCUACUCGUGCUGGCCGCCGCCGCGCCGCUGCUGGCCGACAUCAACGUCAUGAAGGACGUCACGCUCGGCUUCGGCCAGGCGCUCGACAAGUGCCGCGAAGAGAGUCAACUGACGGAGGAGAAGAUGGAGGAGUUCUUCCACUUCUGGCGCGACGAUUUCAAGUUCGAGCACCGCGAGCUCGGCUGCGCCAUCCAGUGCAUGAGCCGGCACUUCAACCUGCUGACCGACUCCAGCCGCAUGCACCACGACAACACCGAGAAGUUCAUCCAGUCGUUCCCUAACGGCGAGGUGCUGGCGCGCCAGAUGGUGGAGCUGAUCCACUCGUGCGAGAAGCAGUUCGACCACGAGGACGACCACUGCUGGCGCAUCCUGCACGUGGCCGAGUGCUUCAAGGGCUCGUGCGUGCAGCGCGGCAUCGCGCCCUCCAUGGAGCUCAUGAUGACCGAGUUCAUCAUGGAGGCCGAGGCGCGCUAGCUCUACCUCACUCACCUUCGCACUAUCACUAACAUUCAUCAUUUCGCUGACAAAUACAUUUAGAUUAGGUGACGUAAUUUAAUUGAUGCUAGGCAGGUAAGACAGCACGUAUGUUGCAGCGAGAUCACGAAUGCGUGCUAAUGAAGACUUUGAGAGGUGGUGCAGCGCUAAAGCUGCUCCGCCACUAUUGUGUUUAGUAUUUAGCUGAUAGUACAUGAGCGCAACAUGUUGAGAUGUUGCACUCGGAUACACAACGACGACCCGGCGCGCUCUCGGUACUGCGAUCGCAAACGAUGCCACAAUUAGAGACAGUGCUGCUAUGGCACUGAAAAUAACUACUUAUAACAACAAAUCAAAGGUUCUGGAAUAUAAAUAUAUACCUACAUGAUUGCUUUGAAA
Molecule: messenger RNA, 894 nt
Organism: Helicoverpa zea (corn earworm)
Lineage: Eukaryota; Metazoa; Arthropoda; Insecta; Lepidoptera; Noctuidae
Gene: GOBP1
Product: general odorant-binding protein 1
Exons: 3
Coding region: 1-495 (164 amino acids)
Molecular function (GO): odorant binding
Source: RefSeq, a predicted model, not a curated record